Molecule: messenger RNA, 693 nt
Organism: Panonychus citri (citrus red mite)
Lineage: Eukaryota; Metazoa; Arthropoda; Arachnida; Trombidiformes; Tetranychidae
Exons: 2
Coding region: 67-522 (151 amino acids)
Biological process (GO): positive regulation of translational elongation; positive regulation of translational termination
Molecular function (GO): translation elongation factor activity; RNA binding; ribosome binding
Source: RefSeq, a predicted model, not a curated record
AAGUUUUUUCGUUUUCAAUUCUACUCUGUUAUGAAUAAGUGAUUGAACUGCUUUGUUUUAUACGAAAUGGAUUUUGAACAAGAUGAUAGUUCAUUUACGACUCGUGAGUUAACAUAUCCGAUUGGAUGUUCUGCUGUUAAACAGUCCGAUAUUGUGAUUAUUGAUGGUCGACCAUGUAAAGUCAUGGAAAUAAGUACCGAAACUGGGGAAGACGGAGAGGAAAAGAUUCAUAUUAAAGGAGAGGAUAUUUUCAAUGGCGAUAAUCAUGAUGAUUUCUGCUCUCUAACUGAAAUGAUUACUAUUGCUGUAGUUUCAGACAAAGAGUACGAACUAGUUAGCAUUGAAGAAGGUUAUUGUGUGUUAAUGGAUGACAAGGGAGAAACUCGAGUGGAUAUACGAUUGCCUGCGGGUGAACUUGGUACCAAUUUGCAAAAGUUUUUGGACGAACUUAAAACAAUUUCAGUUACUGUUUUAUCCGCUUUGGGCGAAGAAGAAAUCGUUCGUUGUAAAACAUACAGUUGAAACUUAUAAUCAAAAUGAUAUGAUUAAUUUUCGUCAAUGGACAGUUCGAAGUGCACUGAGUUUCCAUUACAUGAAGUAUUAAUAUGUUUUAAAUGAAUUCUAUUGAUAAAUAAUCGGGUUUUAAAGCUCAUUGCGAGAAUUACAAAUAAACAACAUUCAUUAUUUACCCAA